Molecule: messenger RNA, 1539 nt
Organism: Epithele typhae
Lineage: Eukaryota; Fungi; Basidiomycota; Agaricomycetes; Polyporales; Epitheliaceae
Product: multidrug resistance protein 4
Exons: 10
Coding region: 1-1539 (512 amino acids)
Biological process (GO): transmembrane transport
Molecular function (GO): transmembrane transporter activity
Source: RefSeq, a predicted model, not a curated record
AUGGCCACGGAGACCGUCGAACCCUCGCGCACAUCCACCGUCUCGUCCGACACCCACGUCCCCGCGAUGGACGCGGCCGAGCGCGCACUGGCGUACGACGAAAAAAGGCCGGCCGUGGUGGCCACAGGCGGCGAGGGCGAGUCUGCGAUCCCAGAAGACAAGAAGGAGGAGCCGCUGGAGAACGCGGAGGAGGACUGGACGCACGACCCGAUCAACCCGCGCAACUGGCGCGCGCGCAAGAAGUGGCUCAUGAUCGCCAUCUACACCUUCGUCGCCCCGCUCGGGUCGUCGAUGAUGGCCCCCGCCCUCCCGGACAUCGCGGCGCACUACCGGAUCACGAGCGAGACCGAGGUCGCCGCGACGCUCAGCGUCUUCCUCGUCACCUUCGCCAUCGGCCCGCUCUUCCUCGCCCCCAUGUCUGAGAUCUACGGCCGCACGUGGGUGCUCCACAUCGGGAACGUGCUCUUCCUCGCCUUCAACUUUGGCUGCGCCUACGCGCCCACCGCCGCGUCCCUCAUCGGCUUCCGUAUCCUCGCGGGCUUCGCCGGCAGCGCGUCCAUCGCCUGCGGCGGCGGCACCGUCAGCGACCUCUUCUCCGAGCGGGACCGCGCCUCCGCGAUGGCCCUCUACUCCGUCGGGCCCCUCAUCGGCCCCGUCGUCGGCCCCGUCGCCGGCGGGUUCAUCGCCGAGACCGUCGGCUUCCGGUACAUCUUCGUCUGCGUCGCCACCCUCUGCGGCCUCGCCGCCCUCAUCGGCAUCCCCCUCCUCCGCGAGACCUACCACCCCGUCAUCCGCCUCCGCCGCGCCCGCACGUCCGCCGACCCCGAGCUGGCUGCGAGCACCCACCCCCAUCUGCUCGAGGAGCACAGCAGCAAGCUCCGCCGCAUAUACCUCGACAUGACCAGGCCGUUCAUCCUGCUCACCAGGAGCCUGAUCUGCUUCCUGCUCAGCGCAUACAUGGCGCUGCUCUACGGGAUCUACUACCUCAUGUUCUCCAUCUUCCCCGGCAUCUUUACGGGCAUCUACGGCUUCAGCAUCGGUAUCGGCGGUCUCGCAUACAUCGGCCUCGGCGUUGGUUUCCUCUCCGCGACAUUCUUCGGCGCAUGGUUCGCAGACCGCAUAUACGCGUCGCUUUCGGCCAAGAACGGCGGGAAGGGCAAGCCGGAGUUCCGUAUCCCUCCUCUCGUGUUCGGCUCUGUAUGGUACGGGUGGUCCGCCCAAACCCACCAGCACUUCAUGAUGCCCAUCGUCGGGACCGGCAUCUUCGGCUUCGGCCUCAUGGCAGCAUACCUCCCGAUCCAGCUCUACCUCGUCGACACCUUCACCUACGCCGCCUCCGCGCUCGCCGCCGCCGCCGUCUUCCGCUCCAUGCUCGGCUUCGCCUUCCCGCUCUUCGGCACGCAGAUGUUCGACGCGCUCGGCCUCGGCGGCGGCAACUCGCUCCUCGCCGGGAUCGCGGUCGUGCUCGGCGUCCCCUUCCCGAUCCUCCUCUGGUUCUACGGCGAGCGCAUGCGCGCGAGCAGCUCCCUCGCGCGGUGA